Molecule: messenger RNA, 998 nt
Organism: Anthonomus grandis grandis
Lineage: Eukaryota; Metazoa; Arthropoda; Insecta; Coleoptera; Curculionidae
Product: transmembrane protein 199
Exons: 1
Coding region: 109-930 (273 amino acids)
Biological process (GO): vacuolar proton-transporting V-type ATPase complex assembly
Cellular component (GO): endomembrane system
Source: RefSeq, a predicted model, not a curated record
UACCGAUGUCAAAAACAGCUGAUCACGUGAGCUUCCUUUACACAGUAAUUUAAAUAAUGUCCGAAAAUUGAACAAAACGUGACUUUCUGCUUUAAAACAAGCCAAAAUAUGGCCGGGAAUAUAGGCCAAAUAAAAAACACCCAAGUGCUAGUGGAUCCUUCCCCAAAACUAAGAAACUUUAUCAAAGAUAUAAAAGUGGUGGGUGACAAUGUUCCUGUAGGCAUUCAAGACAUUAUUUAUAAAAAUAAGCCUGAUGAGGCAGCGGAGCAGAAACGAACGAGGCCUGAAUACCUUAUAACAGAGACGGAUAAAAAAUUUAUAAGUUCUUUGAAUUUGAAAGUGCCAAAUGUUGAACCUGAAAAACCAAAGCCUAAAAAGGUAUCAAAUAGCUCCAGGUUGUUGUCACUACAUGACUUGCACUGGCUGCAUGCCUAUGUACAAAAACAAAAUUCAGAUAACAACAAUAAAAUAUACCUCCAUGAGCUUUUGGAGGGAUCUGAAGUGGUUUUACCAAAAAACGAACUAAUCCCAAGAAACAAGGAGUUGGAAAAAAGAUGUCAAAAACUCAAAGCCGAACAACAAAACCGGGAGUAUGCAAACAUGACGAAAAAUGUGGAUAACUUCAGGAAGACCCUGCCAGAAGACACUAUCGGUUAUCAAAUUAAAAUGAUGAACAAACACCUUAUAGCAGUCUUUCAAUUUGUUGUAUCUGUGAUUACCGGGUUUGCCUUUGGUUAUGUCGGGGUCGAGUUGUUAAUCGGUAGUUUAGAUUUUGGGGUGAGGAUGGUGUUGGGGAUUUUUUGUGCCUUGACUGUUGCCACAGCUGAACUCUAUUUCUUGCUUAAAAAUCUGAAUGAAGAUAUGGAGUUCGAAAAUACUGCUAAGAAGAAAGCUAUUGAGCAUAAAGAGGGGACUAGUGUAAAAGAAUAGCUUAAUAAAUAUUAUUAGUGUAACUUUUAAGUAUGUAAGCUUAAACAUGAGUAAAAUAUUAUCACUUA